Fraxinus pennsylvanica is the source of this 372-nucleotide messenger RNA. Lineage: Eukaryota; Viridiplantae; Streptophyta; Magnoliopsida; Lamiales; Oleaceae. The record is from the annotation of a GenBank genome assembly.
AUGGCACGAAGAAAAACGAGACAUAGAAUCACAAUCAUUGGCUUAUCUUCCAUUGUUCUUGUAGCUGCUGUUGUGGCUACUGUGGUUGGAGUAACUCAAAGCAAAAUUGGCAAAUUUGGGGGCGAAAAUAAGUCCAUGUCUUGUACUAUCAAAGCAUUGUGCAAUGUUACUUUGUAUCCAGAUUCAUGUUACAAUAUCAUGUCUCCUCUUGUGAAGUCUGACAAUUUCAAGCCCGAAGAUAUCUACAAAUUGUCAGUCCAAGUCGCGAUGAACGUGCUUUCUAUGGCCUCAAAAGAUUUCUUUGAUGAUGGAAUCAAGAAAUUCAAUAUCACAGAUAAAAUGACAGUUGCUGCCUUGGAAAGUUGCCAAUAA